Molecule: messenger RNA, 1041 nt
Organism: Saxophila tyrrhenica
Lineage: Eukaryota; Fungi; Ascomycota; Dothideomycetes; Mycosphaerellales; Extremaceae
Gene: KRR1
Product: ribosomal RNA assembly protein krr1
Exons: 1
Coding region: 1-1041 (346 amino acids)
Cellular component (GO): small-subunit processome; nucleolus
Molecular function (GO): RNA binding
Source: RefSeq, a predicted model, not a curated record
AUGCCCUCAACAUACAAAAAAGACAAACCCUGGGAUACCGACGACAUUGACCACUGGGCCGAAGAAACCUUCACCCCGGACCAAAACACUUCAGGCACCUUCACCGAUGAAUCCAGCUUCGCGACCCUCUUCCCCAAAUACCGCGAAGCCUACCUGCGCGCCUCCUGGCCGACGAUCACCCGCGCGCUCGAGAAAAAUGGCAUUGCUUGUACACUAGACCUGGUGGAAGGCAGCAUGAGCGUCAAGACUACACGAAAGACCUUCGACCCGGCGGCGAUACUGAAUGCGCGGGAUUUGAUAAAACUCCUCGCGCGGAGCGUACCAGCCCCUCAAGCGCUGAAGAUCCUAGAGGACGGCGUAGCCUGCGAUGUGAUCAAGAUCCGGGGCCUAGUGCGCAACAAAGAUCGCUUCGUCAAGCGACGACAGCGCAUCCUCGGCCCCAACGGCAGCACGCUCAAAGCCCUCGAGCUCCUCACGCAGACCUACAUCCUCGUCCAAGGCAACACGGUCAGCGUCAUGGGCGGCUACAAAUCCCUCAAAGAAGUCCGGCGAGUAGUGGAGGACUGCAUGGCCAACGUGCACCCCAUCUACCACGUCAAAGAACUGAUGAUCAAACGCGAACUCGCCAAAGAUCCGGAGUUGAAGGACGAGAAUUGGGAUCGCUUCCUGCCGCACUUCAAGAAGCGGAAUUUGAGUAAACGGAGGGUUCCGUUCAAGGUGCAGGAUAAGAGCAAGAAGACGUACACGCCGUUCCCGCCGGCGCAGGAGAAGAGUAAAGUGGAUCUGCAGAUGGAGACGGGGGAGUAUUUCUUGAGUAAAGCGGCGCAGGAGCGGGGGAACAAGGAGAGGAGGGAGGAGGUUGUGCGGGGGAAGAUGGAGGAGAGGAGGCGGAAGAGGGAGGAAGGGUUUGAGGCGCCGAAGGAGGAUGGGGAGGACAAGAAGAAGAAGAAGCGGAAGAGGGAGAAGGAUGGGGAGGACGGGGAGGGGAAGAAGAUGAGGAAGGAGAAGAAGGCUGUAAUGGUUGAUGGUGGGGAGGAGUAG